CAAGACAAGAUGGCCACACCAAAGAUGGACUACCUUCGGUCUCCUCUGGAUAAUAUCUACAAGGUGGUCCCACAGGGCGACGAAUCAGCACUGAAGCAAGCAUUUUACAACGCAGGUGCCACUCUAUUCGUGAUUCUCGUCUGCAGCGCGGCAGUCUCAGUUUAUUUCGUUCUGGAAAUAUUCCUUCGCCCCCUGAUGUGGGCUUUGCUGUGUGGAACUGUACUACACCCAGUUAAAAACAGCCUUACGUCUUGCUUAAGAGGGUGGUUGAAAGGACUCACGGAAUCAGGGACUCCUUUUGUCAUAGGGGUGGUGGUUUUACCCCUGAAUGUAAUUGACAAUGCAUCGCAGACAAUCGCAGGAGCUAUAAAACGGCACAUCAAGGCCAUAGUUAUCAUCGGCAUUGGUUUCCCGGUGACUUAUUUAUUGUACCAUUUUGGGCCUUUAGUAAAGAUUUUCAAUUUACUGAAGGCUAUUUUCUGGCUUGCAUAUCAGGCACUGGGUCUUUUUAGCUCAUUCUGGGUCUGGACAUUUGUGAUAGCUUAUUUCCUAGCUGUAGUGUUCUACUGGAACAAGCAGUCCAGUUCUGUGCUCCGCUAUCUCUCUGUACCUAUAUGGAUCGCGAUACUGUUCCACCUGGCCACCAAUGCUGGCGCCCUGAGGAUCCCCAUAGUGGUCAUGGUGGUCACCGCCAUGAGUGUGGGACUCGGGGCAGAAAUCAAGGAGGCAAAGCUUAAGAAGAGAAAAAAUGGUGAAGAGCAAGACUUGCCUGAUGUUUCUCCAACUGAGAAAUUAAAAGAAGCCUUGUGGCGAGUUAUCUCCGGAAGAAACAGAAUGGAGUCUAGGACAAAUUCCUCUAUCGCCUCCUUUGAUACCAGCCAGUCUGACUCAUUGCAGGAGAGCCAUCAUUCUGACGAGGAAAAUGCCAAUGUUCAGCCAAACAGACCUCCGGGAGCCGAGGUUGGUUUGCCAAUGGAAGAAGCCCGAAAACCAAAGACCUUGAACUUGAACACUGAUGGCCAAGGUCAGUCAAAAGGUCAAAGUCAGACUGAAGGUCAAGGACCAGACUCCUCACAAUCAAAGCCAAAGAAGGCACCAGCCAGGAAGAAGCGCUCAUUGAGUGACCACUGUUUUAUCUGGCUAUUGUGGGCUCUGGGGCUGGUUCAUAUUUGGAGGCAUUUCUGGCUGGUCCAGCUGUUACCUGUCCUACUGGCUGUUUGGAUUAUUAAGACGCUUGUCAAAAUUGCACUCAGCAAUGACGGAUUCAAGGAAAAAUUAACAGAAGUUCAAAGCAAGACCACUGCAUGGGUGGAUGACCGCAAAGACGCACUGGUCCCUGUACCCAUACAAGGUCUGACCAAACUGGCCAUCAGAGGAGACCGCAAGAUUACCUCAGGGCUGGAGUCGUCCAUGGAUGCCAUCAUGAGUACUAUGGUUAUCCUUGGUGUGCUCAUAGGCACUGUGCUGUUUACUAUUUUUAUGGCCGUACAGGUUCAUCAGGAAAGUAUGCAUCUUGUCAAAGUAACCAGUGAUGUCCUCAACAACUCCCUCCAUCCUGAGUUCAAACAUUGGCUUCCAGAGAGUGAACAAGUACAGAUGGCAAUGGACUCCAUGGUUGGCAAUGCCUAUGUGUAUGGAAGGCAGUGGAUAUCCACACAGGUAAAUUAUAUAGCUGGGGAGAAUGCCAAUAAGACCCAUGUGGAGGCCCAGGCUCUGGCUCUAUAUGACAGACUGUAUGAGUCCUGGUUUUCUACCAAGAACACCACAGCAGUGAGGAAGACAGGCACCUUAACAAGGAGUCCUUCAUUUUCUGACCUGUCCAUGACAAACCUCACCAGUGCGUGGUCUGUCAUGAAAAACACAGAUUUCUCUGGAGUUGUCAGCUUUGUGCAGGACAAUAUUGGAACUCUCAAAUCCGUGUUAGAAUCUCUGUGGAUCUUCAUCAAGGGGAACAUGAAUCUUGCCCUGAGUGUCCUGUGGACCACCAUCUCACUGCUGUUUGGGGGAGGAACAGCUCUGCUUAACUUUGUGCUGUCUGCUGUGGUAUUCUUGACCACGUUGUUCUACCUGCUGUCGUCCAGCGGGGAGCACUACAAGCCAAUAGACUGGCUGGUCAGUAUAAGUCCAACAGCCUCGGACAGCACCAGUAAACUGGGGGAGGCUGUAGAGGAGGGAAUUAGUGGUGUAUUCAAGGCUUCCAUGAAGAUGGCAACAUUCUAUGGGCUGUAUACUUGGCUUACUCAUACUGUGUUUGGGAUAAAUAUCGUCUUUAUUCCAUCAGCCCUGGCCGCCAUAUUUGGUGCUAUACCUUUCCUGGGUACAUACUGGGCAGCCCUGCCUGCAGUCAUAGAGCUGUGGCUGGUCCAGGGAGAGCUCAUCAUGGCCGUCACGCUCUUCGUCUGUCAGCUGUUACCCACCAUGUUUGUAGAUACUGCCAUAUAUAGUGAUAUUAAAGGUGGAGGUCACCCCUAUCUGACGGGUCUAGCCAUAGCAGGAGGGAUGUAUUGUUUUGGUCUGGAGGGUGCUAUCAUAGGCCCUAUCCUGCUCUGCUGUCUGGUAGUGGCAGUUAAUGUCUACAGCACCAUGCUCAAACAGCCAGCGCCAGGCGGCGUACAGGGAAAUAGACGCCACUCCACAGCUUCCUUGGGCAGGGUGCCACUUAACAAGAAAUUAACUAGGAACUUUUCAAGAGCUUUAAGUGAGGAUGGUUGGUGACAGUCAUAUGGCAGUUUGUCCAGGAUUUUCCAUUGACCUCUGACCCAGCGAUGACCCAGUUAAGCUGUGUCACCUGACCCAGUGGUUCCCCAGUUGGCCUACCAUUUGUACUACUUUACAGGGACUAUUCACCAUCUUAUUUCAUACGUUAUCCCAAAUAUAGAAUACAGGCGAUUACAACUGAAGUUAGGAAGUUAGUAAGGAAGUAUGUUGGUUAGGAAGCCUUCGGUUUUUGUUAUGACAAUAAUCAAAUUAUGUUAAAGUUGAACUCAAAAUUAUAUACAAUUUUUGUCAAAAAAAUGAGAGAGAGAGAGAGAGAGAGAGAGAGGGUUGGUUAAAUGUUCUAGUCAAAUCUCCUGAACAGAGAUUCUGGUGGAAUUAUCCUCACAAAUUGUACUGGUGCUGGCAGCAUAUUUUUUAUCAUUUCCUUAUGUGUAUCUCAUGUUUAUACAUUUUUCAAUUCCAUAUCUUAAGUCUGAUUUUGUUUUUAGUGUAUGUAUUAUUUGUGUAAUUUACAGGUUGUCCUAGGAGGGAUUCUUGUGAAUUUUAGUAUAAAAUUUACCAGAUGUAAGUUUUGGAGUUUAAAUAACAUCUUUGAUAUGCUAGAUUAACAAGUAUGUUUCUUAACAUAAUGGUUAUUAAUUUAUUUAUUAAAUAUUUUAUAUUGGUAAAAAGGCCUAUGUUUUGUUGGCAUGUUUUCCACACUGUAUUGUUUGUAAAUCCUGUGUGCUUGUUUCUUGAAUGCCACAUGCAUAACAUAACAUGCAUAACAUGUGGCAUUCAAGAAACAAGUUCAGGGUGGAUGUCUGGGAUAAUCUUUGAGGAUGCAUAUUUCCCUUUUGUAUAUUUUCUUCACAUCUUUUAACUUUCUGUGCCAUAUUUUGCAGUUGAAGGGAAGAUGGACCCCUAUUUUGGUCAUUAACAGUUCAACAAAUAAUGUCAUCUCUGAAGUUUUUUCCAAUAAUGUUGUAGUUUAACAAGGAGUUAUCUACUACUCUCAGUCUGAUUGCUGAAACUCCAGUUUAGGGACAAAUCCUUUUAUGCUUUCAUUUAUCAUGGUAACUUUCAUGUACUAUUUUGUGCACUAUUAAAUGGAAUUACAUAUUCUGGCUUUGUAUCCACAAUGUGGCAAUCUACGUCGUCUUGUUGACAAUUGUAGCCAUUUGAUAUAGGUUCAGAAAAAUUCGUAGUAUAAAAAAAAAGACUUAAAUUACAAUUAUAGUUUUUUGUAUGUUUUUAACAUUUUCUGCAAUUUCUGUUAGUGCUACGCAUAUAUGUGCAGUAAAUAAACAUUUUAUUUGUAAACCACUAUUUAUGCACCAAAAGUUAUAGCAAUUACUAGGAACUAUCCUGUAUUAUAACCUGCAUAUUCUACACUUACAGGAUAUUUUCCAGUAUUCUCUUGAACUGUGUACUAUCUGAGCAGCUUACAGCACAUUGGAAUUGAUAAUACUCUAAAUGGAUUGUUAAAUAUAAAUGUAUUUGUUUUCUUGUGGGAAUAAAUUAUAAAUUUCAGGAA
Lingula anatina is the source of this 4234-nucleotide messenger RNA. Its product is annotated as transmembrane protein 245. NCBI's taxonomy places the organism in Eukaryota, Metazoa, Brachiopoda, Lingulata, Lingulida, Lingulidae. The record is from RefSeq and is a predicted model, not a curated record.